This is a messenger RNA of Pocillopora meandrina, 416 nucleotides long. The record is from the annotation of a GenBank genome assembly. Lineage: Eukaryota; Metazoa; Cnidaria; Anthozoa; Scleractinia; Pocilloporidae.
AUGUACGAAGAAAUACUACCGGAUAGACGAUGGGACAAAAGUGUCUUAUUUUUAAUUUCCGACCGAGAACCCGUUAAGAAGAAAUGCCUCUACGCGAUAAGAAGAGACGAGGGAAAGCACUUCAAGGUAACUGAAAAUACAAAGAUACGCUCCCAGCAUUUCAGGAAAGGUUAUACUAGAAAUGUCUCGCGGUCAAAAAUGAACUAAGAGAUGGAGGUGUCCCUUCUGUGUUUUUAUGGAUUCGAACAUCGCCACGCAAAGGAAAGGAGCCGGCGGAAAGAAACUUGGAACUGACAGCUUCGAAAAGUGCAUCACAAAAAUUGUCUACCCCUGCUGCUGUUCUUGAAAAAUUAUCAAAUGAAUCGUCAAACGAAUUAUCAAACGAAAUGGUCCCAGAUCUACCAGAUUGUAGCUGA